GUUAAAAGAAAAACGAGGGCCGCUGCUGUAACUUGUAUGAGACAUUUGAUUUCUCAUGACAUCAUAUGAUAUCUGUCAGGUAAAAGGCACAUUUGAUGCAUAGCAUUAAUUAUAUCGCUUACAGCACCUUUCUUUAACAGUUUCUGACUGUUUUUUCCUCACAGAACGCGAAGGAACUUUGAACAGGUUCUUUCAUAACUCCACCUUCGCAGCACUAAAAGCUCAUGCGUGACUUACUCUGAAGUAUCUGCGGUAAACCACACCAAACGUCCAAACUUUAAGUGUCAACAACAGUCUGCAUGAUAAAAUAAGGAUUAGAAAGAAACCGCUUCCACCCUUGUAAAGAUGUCUAAUUUUGAUGAACUUCUGCAACAUGCUGGCGAUUUCGGGUUGUAUCAGAAGAGAAUCUCUCUUUUAGGUUCUUUGCCUAUUUUGCUGCUCGCAUUUGUGCUAAUAGGAGUUGUAUUCUUAGGAUAUACGCCAGAUCACUGGUGUAAAAGUACGGGUCUCCAGGAAGAAUGUGGUUUCUCUGAAGAGCAGGUGCGGGAUCUAACAGUUCCCCACACUGGCUCACGCGGCGCGUUUAGUAAAUGUGUGAAGUUUGACGCGCUUUGGAACGGGAGCGCGCUCUCCUGUAAUGUCUCCGUCGACCGGUCCAUGUUUACCAACAGCACUCAUCUAUCCUCCUGUAAUGAAGGAUGGACCUUUUAUGAGAACCGGACCACCAUUGUAACAGAGUUUUCAUUGGUUUGUGAAGACUCCUGGCUUGCAGAUCUGAAUCAGGUAUCCUUAGCUGGAGGGUUCUUUAUAGGUGCCCUAGUGACUGGAUACCUAGCUGACAGGUUUGGAAGGAAAUCAUGUUUUAUUGCAUCUAUAUUUGGCCUUGGAGUCUCUGGGAUAUGUAUUAUUUUUUCUCCUUAUUACCCCCUGCUCCUGUUCUUCCGAUUUUUGCAAGGUUUUUUUGCCAAAGGAGCAUGGUCUGCCACAUAUGUGUUAAUUAUCGAAUUUUUUGGAUCAAACAACAGGAAAUUUGUCUCCGUUAUGUCCCGUACUCUGUACUCGUUGGGUUUGGUGCUCCUUCCUGCUCUCGCGUAUUACAUUCCUUCAUGGAAAAACCUACAGCUGGCCAUGACUCUACCAACAUUCAUCUUUCUGGUCUAUCACUGGGUUAUUCCAGAGUCUCCCAGAUGGUUACUGUCACAAAGGAAGACAAAAGAAGCUAUAAAUAUUAUCGAAAGCAUUGCCAAGUGCAAUAAAAGAUCACUUCCUGAAGACUUUCAAGAGAUGGAUCUUCUGAUAGAAAAACAAGAAGAAAUCAUGCACCCUUCAUUUAAAGAUUUAUUUAAGACUCCUAAAAUGAGGAAGCACACCCUCAUCUUGAUAUAUGCAUGGUUUACUGGUGCAGUGGUGUUCCAGGGUUUGGUGUUACGUUUAGGAAUCACAGGGGAUAAGGUUUUCCUGGAUUUUCUCAUCUCAGCUGUGGUGGAGCUUCCAACUGGAAUUAUAUUUUAUUUCUUAGUUGACCGAAUUGGCAGACGUCCCCUCAUGGCUACAGUCAAUUUUAUUGGAGGUGCCGCUUGUUUGACUGUACCAUUUAUUUCACCAAAUAUUUCCUGGCUCAGAAGAACCAUUGCAAUUAUAGGAAGACUGGCUGUUGCCAUUGGGAAUGAGACUGUGAAUUUUGCCAAUGCAGAAAUGUAUCCAACACCGCUCAGAAACUUGGGUGUAUCUGUGUGCUCUUCAGCCAGUGACAUUGGGGCAGUUGUUGCUCCAUUUAUUCUGUACAGAUUAGCUAGUAUUUGGCAAGAACUUCCCCUGUUUGUCUAUGGGGCCAUGUCUGUUCUGUACAGUGGACUAGUGAUGCUUUUACCAGAAAUGAAAGGCGUUGAUCUCCCAGAAACUGUGGAUGACGUGGAAAAUAUGAGUAGCAGGUACAAACACAAGGAAAAAGAUGGUGCUCAGUUUCCUGAAAUAACUAUUGUUCAGAUGGAAGCUAUUGAGAGAACAUCCCAGAAGUGAUUUUCAAUCACAAACAAUAAAUGUAAUCAUAUCUGUGGUUAAUAACAUGUUCAACACUGUAAUAUUACCAUAAUGUUAUAUAUGCAAUAUGCAUACAAGAGAAAAUCUGAAAGUAUUGUUGCCUUCAUUUGCCUUUAGACAAUACAUUUUUAAAUAUGAUAAAGCUUUUCUUUUAAAGCUUUAUUUGCUUAUUUUUCUUUUGUUCAUUAAAUGUGUUUCCUCGUAU
Ctenopharyngodon idella (grass carp) is the source of this 2245-nucleotide messenger RNA. RefSeq names its product solute carrier family 22 member 3-like. Bases 346 to 2019 code for a protein of 557 amino acids. NCBI's taxonomy places the organism in Eukaryota, Metazoa, Chordata, Actinopteri, Cypriniformes, Xenocyprididae. The transcript is spliced from 11 exons. Gene Ontology annotation, cellular component: membrane. The record is from RefSeq and is a predicted model, not a curated record. Gene Ontology annotation, molecular function: transmembrane transporter activity. Gene Ontology annotation, biological process: transmembrane transport.